This is a messenger RNA of Podarcis lilfordi (Lilford's wall lizard), 2223 nucleotides long. The record is from the annotation of a GenBank genome assembly. NCBI's taxonomy places the organism in Eukaryota, Metazoa, Chordata, Lepidosauria, Squamata, Lacertidae.
AUGGUUGUCAAUGCAAGCAGUUGUUUUGGUGCACCCUUUGCAGGUAAAUCAACCAAUGCAAAUCUGUUCUUUUAUUAGGCAGUUAGUUCCUACCACCCCCACCCCCCACCUUACAGUUAUUUAGCAGUCUCUUUACUAUGCUGCCUGGGUUUGGGAUGUGGCCCCGGAAAGUAGGAAGAAUUUUUAAAAUCUCUUUUGGUUUGUCAUUAUAAUGCAAGGUUUUACAGGAACAGUUGAAAUAAAGUUAUUCUUUGAGAAAUUAAGUUUGGAAAAUUAACCUGCCUAUUUUUAUUGCAGGUGCAAUGUAUGACUUGCUCGGCAACUACAAUAUUGGCUUUGUAGUAACGGGAAUUUGCAAUAUUGCUGCAGCUAGCAUCCUUGCUUUCAUUCCAUGGCUGCAAAGAGAAACAACACAGUCAUCGAAAAACUAUCUUAAUGCUUCUGUAUGUGUGAUAACAAACACCAUAGUUCCUUGGCAAUCACCCACUCCUUCGUUAGGGGUAAAUACCAUUAUUCUACACUCUGUUCUAAGCAAGUAGAAUCUGGCUUUGCCACAGAAUUUUGUAACCAUCUGUACAGGGCAAAAGUGUAGGUGAUCCUGGCUGUGCAGUUUCCCUUAGUGUAGGUAUGAUUUUUUUUUUUAGCACUAAUUUAAAAUGCUACAGAAAUUAAUACUAUUCAACACCAACAAACAACACAAGCACACCAAACACUGCGUGACUAUGACUAUGACCCCACCAACCCAAUGUGACUCAAUUUGUUGGGAUUCAGUUUUGACCCAGAGAAUAUGCUCCUGAAAUUGUUUUGGUUAUCGAUUUCUUGUGGGAAGAGCUUUGAGUCAUCAUUAAGAUUCUGUGGAUUUUGUUAUUUAAUAGGCAAAUGUUUAGAUUUCAAUAUUAUUUGAUGAAGCUUUCUUAAUUUCUAAGAACAGUGAUGAUCCUUGGGGCAGGGUAUAUGAAGACAGAGACAGUUCUUAAGAUCAUAUAUUGUUUGCAUCAGAUUCUUCAUCCUAUCAAGUCCCUAUAGCAAUUUCUCAUUAGAAAAAAAGAAAAUUAAUACAUUUUUUAAAAAAGUCCCUAUAAUAAUUUUACUGUAUUUCUUUUUUUUCAGGCUCUAACUUCCUCCUACACAAAAACCAUUUAUGCUGGUGAUGAGACUCAAUCUUGUCAUUCAAAAGGAUUUAGUAUUAAAUCAUUCAGUGUGAAAUCAUUAAAAAGCAUAAUGAAGUCAGAUGCAACAGGGCCUUUGACAAAAGCAGAACCAAAAUCUUCUGCUGGGACAUUGGAGAUUGACUCACAAGAACAGGUUGAAAGAAAAACAGAUUUAAUGCCAAUGCAAGAGCUAAGCACACCAGAAACAUCAUUUAAAAGUGAAAGUGGAUUGAUAAGACAUCCAGAAUACAUUUCCUACAAAAAAGAAGAUGUGUUGGCUUUUCUAAACACAUAUGAGGCUGAUGAUGAAGAGAAAUUUGUAAGUGAAAUUGAUUUGAGGCCAAAAAAGGAACUAACCAUGUCAGAUGCAGAAACUUUUGAAUCUACAAAACAGUCGGAACGCAUUCCCCAUAAAAGAGAAGAUGUAGUGGCUUUUGUCAAUGAAUAUGAUGGUGAAGAAGAAGAAGAGAAACUUGAUACCACAAAAGAGUUGAAGCCGAAACUGGUAUGGGUGCUGCCCACAUCAGAUGAAGAAAUGUCAGGAGAGCGCAAUGUGGCUUUUGCAGAUGACCAUUAUGAUGACGAAGAUGUGCACUUUGGUAGUAUAACUAACUUGAGGCCAGUACAGGUGCUAACCAUUUCAGAUGCAGAAACUCCAGAAUCUACAAAACCAGCUGAGCGCAGAGUGGCUUUCGCAGAUGACCAACCUGAAGACAAAGGAGAGCAUCUUGAGGGCAGAGCUGAUACGAGGCCAGUGCAGGAGAUACCAGUAUCAGAUGCAGAAACUUUGGGAUCAUUCAAACAAGCAGAGCGCAGAGUGGCUUUUGCAGAUGACUAUGAUGAUGCUGAAGGUGCACAUACUGGGAGCUUAGCUGACUUGAGGCCAAGGCAAGUGGUAUCCAUAUUGGAUGCAGAAACCUUGGGAUCUUUCAGACCAACAGAGCUCAGAGUAUCUUUUGCAGAUGACCAACCUGAGGAUAAAGGAGAGCAUCCUGAGAGCAGAGCUGAUGGGAGGCCAGUGCAGCUGGUACAUUAUACAGUCAUACCUCGGGUUAAAUAUGCUUCGAAUUGA